Molecule: messenger RNA, 2405 nt
Organism: Metopolophium dirhodum (rose-grain aphid)
Lineage: Eukaryota; Metazoa; Arthropoda; Insecta; Hemiptera; Aphididae
Product: ecdysone 20-monooxygenase-like
Exons: 11
Coding region: 273-1832 (519 amino acids)
Molecular function (GO): iron ion binding; monooxygenase activity; heme binding
Source: RefSeq, a predicted model, not a curated record
AUUAAUAAUUCGGACUUAAAAGUUUUCGAACGACAAUAUUUUUGAACUUGGAAAAUAUCCAAGGGAAUCAUAUAUUUUUAACAUUUGUUGAACCGAGUAUUCUAUUUCUUCUUGAAUUUUAAUCAAAAGUUUAACAUCGUUGUGAAAUUAAUAAAAAUAAACAGUGGAAAUACAAUUAUAAGAGUCGAUCUUAUUGAAUUUUACAUUCAAUCACUAUAAUCCUGUCCUGUCAUCGUCAUCACCAGUUGUCAGAGAGCGUACUCUAAACAAGUAUGGCGCUACUGAAAAAAAUUUGGACCAGCAUCAAAGCCACCUGUUUCAUAAUCCUAGCAUGCGUCACAGCCCUGGUAAAUUUCGUAUCGAAGUACACCAUUGGUAUUUAUCGAAAAUUCAAAAAUCCUGCUGAUAAUCGACGAAAAAUAUACAAAACAGUUGCGGAUAUUCCAGGACCAAGAUCGUUUCCUAUUAUUGGAACCAGGUGGAUUUAUUCGAAAUUCGGUUUGUAUAAACUGAAUGCCGUUCACUUGGGAUACAAAGACAUGUUUUUCUGGUUUGGGGAUAUUAUUCGCGAAGAAGCAUUGUGGAACGUACCAGUUAUAAGUGUCAUAAACAGAGAUUGCAUUGAAAAAGUACUUAUACAAAGCGGAAAGUACCCCAUCCGACCUCCAAAUGAAGUAACUGCAAACUACAGAAGGUCCCGACCAGAUCGCUACACAAAUACAGGCGUUGUUAACGAACAAGGUGUAGUUUGGGCUUCAUUACGCAAGCGAUUGACGCCCAAGCUGACUUCCCCUGGUGUUGUUCAAGGCUGCUUCCCGAAAAUGAAAGGCUUGGCAGAUGAUUUUAUACAUCUGCUCUGCCAAGCGAGAAACAGGAAUAACGUGGUGAAAGGGUUUGAAGACUUUAGCAAUAGAAUGGGCCUUGAAAGUACUUGUAUGUUGAUUUUUGGUAGAAAAAACGGAUUUUUAGACGGAUUGGUUAGCGAAACAGCUACGCGGCUGGUAGAUGCCGUGACCAGUCAGUUUCGGGCAUCUCAUGAAGCGUUUUACGGGUUUCCAUUCUGGAAAAUAAAAUCGACCAAGGCGUACAAGGAAUUCACAGCGAGUGAUGACACCUUAUAUGAAAUUAUGUCCGAAGUCAUAGACUCGGCGUUGAACGACGAAACACAGUCUGGCACAUCCGAAAGCAGCGUGUUCAGGUCCAUACUACGGUCGUCAAACUUGGAUAUGAAAGAAAAGAUAGCCGUGAUUAUCGACUUCAUCGCCGCAGGAAUAAAAACAUUCGGAAACACCCUGGUAUUUUUAUUGUACCUGAUCGCCAAACAUCCGGAAGUACAGGAAAAGUUAUACAACGAGAUAUCACGGUUGGCUCCGACGGGUACACCUAUUACCAAUGAACAUUUAAAAAAAGCCAAAUAUUUGAAUGCAUGUAUAAUGGAAGCUCACAGAUUUAAACCCACUGCUCCAUGUAUUGCAAGAGUUUUGGAAUCGAAAAUAAUAUACGACGAUUACUGUUUGCCAAAAGGGACCGUCGUGUUGAUGCACACGGGGUUGGCGUGUUUGGACGAAAGGAAUUUCAAAGACGCGACUUCGUACAUCCCGGAAAGAUGGAUGGAAAAGAAGACGUACGAUUCACUGUUCUUGGUAGCGCCAUUUGGCUAUGGCGAACGAAUAUGUCCGGGGAAGCUAUUCGUAGAAUUAGAACUCAAAAUUGUUUUAGCAAAGAUGGUCAAGCAAUUUCACAUCGGCUAUAAGGGACAACUGAAAACUGAAUUUGAAUUUAUUUUGACACCCGUUAACGCGAAUUUUAUUCUACGCGAUAGAAUUAAUUGAUGUUAUUAAAUACUUUAUUAAACUAAAAUUGCUAUAAUUUAGUACUGCGCCUAGGUAGGUAUAUUAAAUAAUAAUUAAUAUUAUAACGUUCACUUAAUUAUAAUUUAUCGUUCAACAACAACGUUAACCCUAUCUCAUUAUGUCUAUACUUUUUUUUAUUUAUGCUUUAGUAUAUACAUAUGUCAUAUAUUAUAUAUCAUGUAUAUAAUUAUAUUAUAUUAUAAUAUAAACUAACCAUUUUUGUAUGUAUGAUAUUCAUAUACAGAUAUUCAUUUUAAAGUUCAUUAAAUUUGUUUUUAUUUCCCCCUUCAAAUGCAUGCAAGUAAUUUAUUUUUGUAUUCAUCUUGUGUUAGUUCAAUAUUCUAAAUAUUACUUAAAGCCCAUUCAUGAUGUAGGUAUAACAGGUACAUGUUUCAUUGUAUAAUUUAAAUUUUGUAUCCUUUACCAAAUUCAUAUUGUUAUUAUUUAUAAAUUAUAAUAUAAUCAUAUACAUAUCAACAAUAUUUGAUACUCAGUUGUAUUAUAAAACUGUCGUUAAUAAUAGUUUAAUUUAUUAAAAAAUAAUACCUUCUA